This is a messenger RNA of Linum trigynum, 2116 nucleotides long. NCBI's taxonomy places the organism in Eukaryota, Viridiplantae, Streptophyta, Magnoliopsida, Malpighiales, Linaceae. The record is from the annotation of a GenBank genome assembly.
CAUGACGUGUUAAAACAUUACUCAGCAACCACCAAUAAGUCUGAGUGAGCAAACACCAUUGGACUCUCGUUUUUUUUUUCAUCUUCUUUUUCUUAAAGCCUCCUUUGCCGCAUCAUAAUGGAAUGGAAUGGAGCUAUAUUUAUUUAUAUAUAUAUAAGAAGAACACAGGCAUAUUAUAUCCAUGCCAACACCCAACACACUUGAUCAGUUAGGUUGCACAAACACGCCAAGAGCUUUAUUUAUGGUUUCCCCCCAUCAUAUAAGCAGCUAGCUUUGCCUUCAACUUGUCUCGAUCUCUUGGGCAAAAACCAAACUCAAGCACAAGCACAAGCCGAGGGUCGAUGACGAUUCUCAACGGGGCACCAAAUGGUCUCUUGGAAAGGUCGAAGCCAUUCAUUGCCAUCACAUUCUUGCAAAUCGGGCUUGCCGGAAUGGACAUCUUGUCCAAAGCUGCCCUGAACCAAGGAAUGAGCAACUACGUGCUCGUUGUCUAUCGUCAUGCGGUCGCCACUCUUGUCAUUGCCCCGUUUGCCCUCAUUUUUGAUAGGAAAGUAAGACCCAAGAUGAGAUGGUCCAUAAUGAUCAAGAUAAUGGUGCUCGGCUUACUAGAGCCUGUGAUAGACCAAAACUUGUACUUCUUAGGGAUGAAGUACACAACGGCUACUUUUGCGGCGGCCAUAAUCAACAUCCUUCCUGCCAUCACCUUCGUCAUGGCUUGCAUAGUCGGGCUGGAGAAGGUCCGACUCAAGUCUGUCCACAGCCAGGCAAAGGUGACGGGGACGAUGGCGACGGUCGCAGGAGCCAUGGUGAUGACACUAAUCAAAGGUCCAGUGGUGGAGUUGUUGUGGACAAAGGGCAGGACCUUCCACGCCGGGCAGGGGGCUGCUGGGGUUGACCUCCACAGCUCCAUCAAGGGUGCCCUUCUCAUCACCGUAGGGGCAUUUAGCUGGGCCGGUUUUGUGAUUCUGCAGGCCAUCACUCUCCAGACCUAUCCAGCUGAACUGUCUUUGACUGCUUUGAUUUGCCUAAUGGGCACCAUAGAAGGGGCCAUAGUGGCGCUUGUGAUGGAAAGAGGGAACCCUCAAGUUUGGGCUCUCAACUGGGAUACCAAGCUCCUUGCCGCAGUAUACAGUGGGGUGGUGUGCUCAGGAUUGGCUUAUUACAUUCAAGGGUUGGUGAUGAGAGUUCGAGGCCCUGUGUUCGUCACGGCUUUCAGCCCGCUCUGCAUGGUGGUGGUGGCCAUAAUCAGCUCCAUCAUUUUUGCAGAACAAAUGUUUCUCGGAAGGGUAGUAGGAGCUGCAAUCAUAGUAGCAGGGCUGUAUCUGGUAGUUUGGGGUAAAAGCAAGGACUACGAUGAUCAAAUCGCUCCUUCAAAGCCCGAUGAACUACAAGUGAUUCCCACCACCCAAACUCCAUGCGGCGACAGAGGAAACUACAAUGAUCAUAACCAUCAUCAACAUGAUCUGACAAUUCAUCAAGCUUCAGCUGCAGCUGUAACAAUUAAGGACCAAAGUUCUACAGACAAUCAGGCUGACAUUCCACCUAAUUUAACUACUACUGUCUAGAGAAUAUGCUAACUAUGGUAUAUCCUUAGCGAGAGCAAACCAAGAAUGUAAGCACUCGCUAACUUAAUUAUGAGGGAAAUCUUCUGUAUUAAACAUCUCCCAAAGAUUGUCAUCAAUAUUGCACGAACUUGUUUCAUUUGCACUUCGCCAAACAGAAUAUUUGGGUUUGGAGAAGAAUAUCAGUAGGCCACACAACACUUACUUCAGAUUCAGAAUCCUCUAAUAAUCCUAACAAGAAUCAUAAACAACGCAUAUAUCAUCUACAAAAGUCCCAACUAAACUUUUCUUAGGGUUCAAUGGCGUGGAGCCCGUUCCCAUCCCACUCUUUGCCCCGGUAUCCAAGCAUAGUCCGUUCUCCCGACUAGAGCCCAAGUUUUUAAACUCUAGCCGGGGCAGCAUAGAGCAAGUAUAUAAAUUGUCAACCCGGGCCGGUCCAUUUACCCCUACUUCGAUCGUUUAAGUUGUUAUCUAGCAAGCAACUUUAGAGUUUAGGUUUAUUGGAACUACAAACUAACCAAGCAAAGAAAAGUAAAUAAAGGAAAAUUCUAACU